UACGUGUGCGUGCCCCCCCCCCCCACUCCAUAGCCCGGAUGAGGAGUAUCGCCAUUACCGCCGAAGCCGCCGUGAGAGCCUGUGGAGGCUAAAAAGCCCGCUGGCCGCACCAUGAGAUUCCUCUCCCGGUUGAUCUUGAUAGUGCUGCUCGUCUUCCCCACCGCACUACUGCUUGGGGGCGGCCCCGGAGGGUCAAUAGCUGUGGCCCAAGAUGCUACAGAGGAUGAAGAAGCACUAGAAGAUACAAUAAUUGAAGAUGAAGAUGAUGAAGCAGAAAUAGAAGAAGAUGAACCCACAGAUUUGGCAGAAGAAAAAGAAGAAGAUCUCUCUGGUGAACCUGAAGCCUCACCAAGUGCAGACACAACUAUCUUAUUUGUAAAAGGAGAAGAUUUCCCAGCAAAUAACAUUGUGAAGUUCCUGGUAGGCUUUACAAACAAGGGUACAGAAGACUUUAUUGUUGAAUCGCUAGAUGCCUCAUUCCGCUAUCCUCAGGAUUACCAGUUUUAUAUCCAGAAUUUCACAGCUCUUCCUCUGAACACCGUAGUGCCACCCCAGAGGCAGGCAACAUUUGAGUACUCUUUCAUCCCUGCAGAACCCAUGGGUGGGCGUCCAUUUGGUCUAGUCAUCAAUCUGAACUACAAAGAUUUAAACGGCAACGUGUUCCAAGAUGCUGUCUUCAAUCAAACAGUUACAAUUAUUGAAAGAGAAGAUGGGUUGGAUGGAGAAACGAUCUUUAUGUAUAUGUUCCUUGCUGGACUUGGGCUACUAGUCGUUGUUGGGCUCCAUCAGCUUCUAGAGUCUAGAAAGAGAAAAAGACCAGCCCAGAAAGUAGAAAUGGGUACAUCAAACCAAAAUGAUGUUGAUAUGAGUUGGAUUCCCCAAGAGACUUUGAAUCAAAUCAAUAAGGCUUCUCCAAGGAGGUUGCCCCGGAAACGGGCACAGAAGAGAUCAGUGGGAUCUGAUGAGUAAAUGUUCAUUUGUGCAACAAUUCAGUCUUUACUAAACCUGCCCUAACAUAUUUUGGCCUGAUGGGAAUUAGUGCAGAGAAGCCAUAUCAACAUAUGAGGAAACUACUACUUCUGUUUGGACUGAGUAAUCAGAGCUGUGGCGAUAAUAUUGCUGAAAAUGCACUGCAUAUGUUUUUUCUAAAGUAACAAAUUUGGGUUUUUUAAACCAUUAAAAACUGUGUGUGUGCGUGUGUGUGUGUGUGUAAGCAGUUGGUCUUACCAGAAUCAUUGUUGUACUACCUGAAAUGUGCCUUUAGAGUGCUAAAUGUAAUGCUGGCAUGUCUGUAUCCCACUGAAAAUUUGUGGUGUUUUUUUUUUCUUUUCCAGAAAACAUGAUGAAUAAUUGCCUAAUCUUAUUGUAUAAGGAGUUUCUCAUUUUUACUAUCAUGCCUUGAACUGUACAGCAGAAAAAUAAUUUAGCUACUCUGUUCCUCGGAAUAGCUACUAAUUCAGCAGUGAUGGCACAGAUUCUCUGGGGUUUUUUUUUAUAUCUGCAACUAGUAUUCUAAAGGCACAAGCAGGAGUAGCUGCUUUUAGCAAUAUAGUAUUUUGUUUUGGUAUUUUGCUGCUGUUUACUACAAUACGCACAUUGGGAGAACUUCCUUAUACUGAUCAAAGAACCCAGAUGAAUUUAUAUCAGUCUGAGAUCUAGCAGCAAAAUUGUGAAGCAUGAGACUAUGUGCUGAACUUGAUACAUAAAUUCCAACCCUCCAUACCCUUCCUCAUUUUUUAACAAAAAGAAAAUAGCACACUUGUGUGAGCUGAAUUAUUGUGUUGUGUGUCAUUGUUCUGUUGUGUCUGAUCCAAAAGGUGGCUUUGGAAUGAUUUUAAAUCUGUUCAAUAUUUAUGAAUCAGUGAUUUUCCUCCCUUCCCCUUAAUGGAAACUACCAUGGCUAAAAAUUUCCUUAUUCUACGAUUUUGAAUAGAAGUGAACCUCCAGGCUCUAUGUAAAGUGGGGACUCCAACUGUAGGGCACAGAUUAAAAAGUGUGUUCCAAAUUUUAAUUUCUGCAGAAUCAUAAAACAGAGCUGAAAAAGACCUUCUACGGCAUCUAGGCCAUCCUUCUCAUUUUAUAGAUGAGAAAACUGAGGCCCAGACAAAGUAAUUAAUCUGUAUGAAUACCAAUGAAUAAGUUGAAUUAUAUAUAUAUAUACACAUAUAUAUUCAUGUUAUAUAUUCCAUAGGUAGACAUAGUUCAGUGGUUGAUUUAUUUUUUCCCUUAAUUGUUGGUUAAUUUUUCCCUAACCUUGUAAGUAGUUUUUGUGAGUAUUUUUGAAGUUUGCAUGUGAUUUUCUUUUUUAGUAAAUCUGUUUUAGAUAGUAGAAAUUGAAAUAUUUAAGAAUUGAACUUCCUAAAAUUUUCUUUGAACUUUUCCUACAUCAUUCAGCUCUUUUCCCCCUUGUUUUGCUGUAGUCUUCUAUACCUAUCAGGCAUCAUAGGUUUUGUAUGUUUAAGAGUCUUGGUUUGAAGAUAAUUGAUAUUUAGAAAGUUGUCAUUAAGACCUGAAAUGAAAUUGAUAUUUUUGUUAGACUCGAGUAAAGGAAAAACUUUUAAAAGGCUUUUUUCCAUGCCAUGAAGCCAUUUUCUCCUACAUGUCUUUGAAAAAUGGAAGGUGAGGUUUUAGCAGCUAAAGUUUACUUUAGCUUUUUGCCUUUACCUUUCUUUCUUUUCCCCCCCCUACCUCUUUUGAAAUCUGCAUUUAACCUGCCAAGAAUGAACAUCUGAGCCAAUGACAUUUGAAUAAUACCUAUAGCAGGUUAAAGCAGGGACUAAUGUUACUAAAUACCUGUUUUGGUGGUAUUGUACUAUAAACAUCCCAUUCCUAAAAUUCAGUGUUUGGGCUGUUAUCUUGGUGUGGAAGACCAAUAGUUUAUUUUAAAACUAUGAUACUAUAAAAAAAAAUAGACAUAGCUUGGUUUUUGACAAGCAAUAUCAGUGAGUACUUAGCAGGAACUAACUGUACAAUAAAUGGAAUUAAAUUCCACACAUGGUAUAUUCAAGCACACUUAAUAACAAGUAGCCUAUUUUUAAAAUAACUUUUAAAAAUGUAAAUAUCUGGAUGGGUUUUGUUUUUGGUGUAUCUACUUAAUUUGCAGACCAUGGUUUGAGACCCAAGCGUUGAAUGUUGGGUUUUAUGAUUAAUGAUAGCUUUUGAAAAUCUUGGGUUCACGUGUCUAUAAAAUGGGAUUAAGAAGUUGCCCAUUUCCUAUCCCCUAGGGAUGUGAGGAUUAAUGUGUCUGUAAAGCACAGAUUCUCCUUGGCAUAUUUAAGUUUGUCAUGUUAUAUAUAUUCUUAUACAAUAAGUGAUAUUCUAAGGCAUUUGACUACAAUGUGUUGUCCAAGGGAGAGAAAGAAAGUAGGUUUUCAGAGAACUGAAGCCUCAAGAAGAAUAAGGAGUGGAAAUAAAAGCCACUAUAGCAGAAAGAAUAAGAGACUUAGCUUGAGUGAGAGUUAAAUUCAGAAGUUAGAAAUUUCAAAUUUCAAAAUUAUUGGCUUUGAGACAUGAAGGGGAAGCAUAUUUCAACAUUGAGGGGAAAACAUUUGGGAACCAUGCCUAAAAAUAUUUCAGAUGUUAAAUGGGAAAGUCUUUGUAAUGAUCUUAUAUACAAUGACUUUACUGGCACAAAGAGGAUUUACACUUACCCUUAUUGCCAGAUUUAAAAAGUAGACCUCACGUGUUCACAAAUAGGUAAUGUGUAACUCCCCCGAGCACCUAACAAGUGCCUUGCACAUAGUAGAUAUUUAGUGUUUAACUGAAUUACAAUAGCCAUCAUCAACACCACAUUUGAUACUGCAUCUUCUUACUUCUACACAUGUUGAGAGAACUAAAUUGAUUUCUGUUUUUAAAAUAGUUUGAAAUAAGACAUCCUUCCCUGAAAUCUCCCUCAAAGAUAAAUUCUGCAGGUAGUGUCAGUAUACAUAAAAAUACACAUAAUUUUAUAGAUUAAUACAUUUCAUGUAACACAUUUUUUAUUCAGCUUAUUUAGUUCUAGAAUAAGAUGUUUGCUAAAUUUUAACACCUCUGCAGUUCUACUUAAGGUGUUCCCCCUAUUUGGGUAGAUGAGAGAUGAGCUCCUAUAGCGAAAUUAACUGCUUGGUACAGGUUUGGCCUAGGGGUAUUAAAACAACAACAAAAACCUUGCCAUCAGCAUGAAUUAAAAGCUUAGCUUUUAUUUGCUAGAUUGACUCCCCUAUCAGAUUUGUGGUAUCAGAUUUUUAAAAAUUUGAGGCUUGAGCUGAGAGUGUAAUGAAAGGCAAGACAUUUUGAAUUUUAAAGCUGAAUCCGACUCAGCAUGUUACUUGAUGUCAAAAAAUUAUCCUGCAUUAUGAUCCCUGUUAACUUUGUUAGAUAACAUUUGUAUAGUUUUUUAAAAUUACUUUUUACUGCUUAGAAUAAUCUGUGGCCUGUUAGCCUAAUUGUAUUUGAAGUUCUAUUUUUUAGGAUUGUUUAACAAUGUAGUACUAAUACUGCAAUAAUACUUGCACCACCUACCUCAUAGGGGUGUCAGAAGGAAAGCACUUUGUAAUCUUAAGGCAGUAUGUAAAUGUGAGUUACUAUUACUAUCAUCUUUCUAGGCUUCAGUUAUUGUCUAGUACAGUAUUUGGAGCUACUUCCCUUUAAGAUGUUAUUGUAAUAAUAGAUGAGUAUUCUACAAUUCCUAAGCUUAAGUUGGAAGCUACUUAGGAAUACUUUGACAUUAACUCAGAAUUAAACCUUUGAGUAGCUUACUGGUACAAAACUUGUUUCCCAGGAAUCUGAGCAGCCAGAGCAAAAUUUCAGCCAGAUUUUUUGGUGUGCAGUACAUACUGAUAACUUAGUGCUGCCCCUGAAAUACUACUACAGGAUCCUAAAAAGUGUUCAGAGUGGAAACCACAAAAUGUUCAGCGUAGUGUUAGUGCUGUUUGUCUUCAAAUUCUUUAAAAAUUGGCAUUUCAUAUAUGACAGAUAUAGUAACACAGUCGAGAUAUUCGAUUCCCCUGCCAUUAUGGAAAAAUAGUACUUCACCAGGCAUUAAAAACCUGUUCCAAGAUAUACUCCUUUUUGCCGUCACCUCUCCUAAAAUGGUCUUCAAAUACCAUUUGUCUGCAAGAUACAGAAUCCUUACAUGUUAGCUCUAACUAACCUUAGAGCAGUGAGGUCAAACUUAAUAGAAAUAGGGGCAACCGAACCAUACACAAAAAUCCCUGUAUGCUAUAUAUUAACUUAGGAAAACCACACGUGUUUCUUUUUUUUAUUAAUACAGUGCCACAUUACAACCAGAUAAGAACUACAUUUUAAAAUGGUUCAGGCUGCACUUGAGAUUGUGUGGACCACAUGUUUGCCACCUCUGCCUUAGAGGAUAUAUAGGCCAUAUUACAAGUGAGUAAAACUGAGAGAUGACCCAUCCAAUGUCAACCCAGUUUCCUAAUCCAUGCCAUAUCAUGGACUGCAGAGUAUCAGCUCCCUUCGUUUCUAAGUUUUUGCUUGCUUUUUUUAAAAAAUAUUACACAACUUGCAUACAUUCUCAGAUACUCAGCACAUAUUAAGUGUAUACUUCAUUAACCAGAUACAGCAAAGUUACAAAGGAAAAUAACUGAAUGGCGUGAAAACAUUUUAAAGGGCCAUCUAUUUACUGUAGUCUUUUUCAGUUCAUUUGGUUGUUUUUGUUCCAUUUAAUUCUAGUCAAGGAUAGCCAAGCAAGCAGAGGAAUAGGCAGUAUGUGCUAAAUAGAAACUUGAUACUGAAAUUUCCAUAAAGAUGAAGGUCUGUGGCAGAUUGUUUGAUCUAGAAUUAAGAUCCAGUCCACUAAUCACAUGCUACCUAUUAUUCUCUAAGAUGUCUCUUUCAGACCAAAUUGAGGCAGGCAUGGGUCUUUCAGCACCCCUUUCCGGGCAGCUUCUUUUUUAGCUGGGAAAAAAUAUGGUCAUGAUCACUUGCAAAACUAGCACCAUUUAAGGAUUGAAUCCUUUGAACUACUAGCGUACAAAGUAAUUUUUCACUUUUCAAUGAGUGAUAACUUGGGCAUUUUUGCAUGGAGAAAAGUCUUUGACAUGAAAUCAGUAGUGUGGUAACAAAUUCACUAACACAAGGAGAAUGUCUUUAAAAGGAUGCUUACUUGAGAUUUAGGAAGCCUACGUUCUAAUCCUAGCUCAUACUUAUUAGCUGUGUAAUGUUGGGCAAGUCUGGAUAUUCAGUUUCCUUAUCUGUAAAAUGAAAGGGCUGAAUGAGUUGAUUAACUCUAAAAUUAGAAUAACUACAAACCCUUAAUUUGAUAACAAACAACCUUUAAGGUAUAUGUCUUUUAAUAACUAUUGGAAAGAACAGCGCUUAUUUGGACACAUUUAGUUCUGGACUGUUUCCUUUAAAAAAGCAGUCAUAAUUCAGUGCAACGUUCAUUGAGCAGCUACAGUGUGUAAAGUACUUUGCUGGUAAUGUUUUACUUUUGUGUGGCACUUUUCAAAUGCUUUCUUAUAAAUUACUUGUGCUAUUCUAGUCUAAAGUGGAGGUACACUUGUAUAUGCAGACUCCACAAAGCACUUACUGUGGCUCUCUGGUUUGCUAUUAUCCAUGAUGGAAAACUUCAAGCAGGUGGUCUCCAUACAUAAGAGAACAGGCUUUAUUCCACUUGAAUUGCUCUCAUGUGCACUUUAUUAUUAGAAUUGUAUGUAAUACAAGGCUUUGCAUUUCAUGUCUCAUUCUAUUUAUAAUUAAGUGACCUUGUUAUGACUAAAAGAACCUGGGCCUGCUUUUUAUCUUGUUCUGCAACCCUGUGGUGCUCUUAUUGCCUCCAUUAAGUAGAGAAGAGCAGGCUAUCACACCAUUAGCGUUCUGCCAAAUGAAGCCAACUACAAAUGAAAUGGGGGUUAGAGGAGGCACAGCUUAAGGAUAUUAAAUGAGUUGGAGUAUUUUACUGAAGACCACUUAAAUGAUUCAGCUUCCCGGCAUAUAUCCUAUUUGUACCCAAACUCCAUGCUCAUAAUUCUUCUUUGUUUAGGACUGAUCAUCAAGGUCUUGUGUUCUACUUGCAAUUAAAAUAAACUAAAUCUAAUUUCAAAAAACAUAGCAAAGUUAUUUCCAUAGCCUAAAGAAAUAGCACUUCUUAAAGCUGGCUCAAUGAACAAUCCUGGAUGGUUCAGAUGCUUUUUUUGUUCUUUGCAUAUGAGGCACAGUCUGUGAUUGUUUCCAUCCUAUUUAUCUCCUUCAUUUCACGUUAAACUUCUUGAACAUUUAUUUAUACCUGCUGCUCCACCAUCUGUCUACUUCUUAGAAACCUUGUAAGCUAGCAGUCUCUCACCAGUCUACUGAAGCUGCUCCAAGAGGUCUCUACCCCUUCCUAAAUCCAGUUAUCUUUUCUCAGUCCUUAUCCACCUUUACAUCUUUGAUGUAUUUGACCUCUCUCCUUCCCUCGAAACUUCUCUUUGACGCUGUUCUACUUUUACCACUCAUUUCUUUUGCUGACUAUUCCCUUUUUCCCUAAGUCUUCAGAAGUUUAACUAUUCUUGUUGUUUAGUCAUAUCUGACUCUUCGUGACCCUGCGGGACCAUACUAUCCAAAGGCUUUUCUUGGCAAAGAUGCUAGAGUGGUUGGCCAUUUCCUUUUCCACCUCAUUUGACAGAUGAGGAAAUUGACACAGACAGGGUUAAGUGACUUGCCUGGGGUCACACAGCUAGUGUCUGAGACUAGAUUUGAACUCAGGUCUUCCUGACUCCAGGACCAGCACUCUGCUGCAGCUAGACAAUGUAAACCAUUGCUAGCCAUUUUCUUAAACACCACUUUGAAUAUGCUAUUCCUCUAUUCAAGAAUCUUGGCUUCUUGUCUAUCACAUCUAAACUCGUCUUGAUUUUUCAACACCCUUACUAUGUUUUCUAUUCUUGUCCAACCUUAUCUCUCCAAGAUUUGUCCUCUAAAACUAACUAGCUCAAGGCCUACUUUCUUCCAGUUUAUUUAAGGCACACUUUCUCCCAUUUACGUUUGUACGUUUUUGAAAUUAUUUACAGGAUAUGAAGUGCCUUAUUUAGAGUAGCCCUGUAAGAUAAGUAAUACAAGCAUCAAUCCCACUUCCUUCCAUCUGUCCAAAUUGUAUAUCUAUAUUCAUCCUUUAAUAAAUCCUAAUACUACCUCUCUGGACCUUUCCCUGAUUAUUCUAGCCCACAGUGACCUACGUUUUUGAACUCCUAUCCUACUUUUAUUCUGUUUCUCAGAAUUUAACACUUGAUUGUAUACUGUCAAAAGUCAUCAGAUAUAUAAUGUGUUAAGGCUCACAAAACACUUUCUUUGCAAUUAUGUAGGUAUUGCAAAUAUUACUAACAUCAUUUUGCAGAUGAGGAAACUGAAGCUCAGAGAGGUCAAGUGAUUUUCCAAAAGUCACACAACUGGUAAUUAUGAGAACCUGCAUUUAAGACCAGGUCUCUUCUGAUUCCCAAGUCCAAUAUCCUUCCUGUUAUACCAUGAUUAUCCCUUUAUGUCUUGUCCAUAACUGUAUUCUGGUGCCAAUAAGUAGAAGAGUCAGAUUUUAUCUCAUUAUAGAGAAGAACUUACCCAGAAAGGGCUCCCUCAUUAACUUGGAGAUAUUUUAGGCAGAAACUGGAUAACCAUUUUCUCAGGGAUGUUGUAAAGGGUAUUUGAACUAAAUAGUCUAUAAGGUCCCUUUCAGUUAAAGGCUUCUGUAAUCCUGGAGGUCAGGGGCUGUGUCUUAUAUUACCACCACCACCCCAACUCCUGAACUAUUGUUCAGUAAAUUCAUAUCGACAGCAUGAUAUCAGAAGCCCUUCAGAUCCUUUCCCACCCCCUUCUCACCUCAAGCAUCUAGCUAAACAAAAGCCGUUCUGAAUUCAAAAGUACUCACCCAAACAAUAUAUAAAAUUACCCAGGAAACUAGACCAAGGUAAAAACUGCGUGUGACAUGGGCAACACCUCAGUUCUGGUCUUCAAAAACAGACUAGUUGACCACUAGCCAUGCAUAUUGUUGUGAGGUUUCAUGGUGAAGUAUGAGUUGUACUAAAUGGCCUCUGAGGUUCCUUCCAACUCUGAUUCUGGGGAUUGAAAACAUUUCACUUUCUAAUUCACUCAGGCUAGAUACCUGCUUUUGUGGCUUUUUUCUUUUAAAUCUGGAUCCUAUGAUCUAGGAUUGUUAAUUUCAAGAAAUGUAUGCUAAGAUUCCAUUACGACAAAAUAAUUUGGCCCUCUUUUAGAAUGUAUUUGUCUUGCUAAACUUUACCUGUAGCAGUCUGUGAAUGUGGAAGCCUUUUGUUGUUGGUUUCACUGGAGAAAAAAAAUAUUAGGUUAAUGAGUGUUAAUAAAAUUCUUGUGCUCAAAAAAAGCACCAGAGGCCAAGGUCUAUGAAGGAGUAGAAAAAGCUUGCUUUUUCUUGGUGAAGCAUCAGUUUCCCCUGUCGCUUUUUAUUCAAAGUAUGUAUUACUAUCAGCCAACUGCUAUCCUCUCACUUGUAUUUUUAAAAACAAAUAGGUACAACUUACAGCUGUGCCCGAAAAUGUUCACAUGUAGUGUGAAACUUGCCCUUAAAUGACAAUGCCACACUAAUGAUGGGUUUUGGAGCUGAGGAGGAGAGAGACAAAUCAUGAUUCAAAUGCACUCAUGCAACAGAUUCAGUCUUUAUUUAAUUUUCCCCUUCACUUUAUGAGGAAACUCUUAAUUUUUUGGAAGCAAAUGUAAAUCUGGACAUUUUAAAUUAUAAGGUAGUGUUAUAAAGAAAAGGAAAAAUAAAAGUACUUUUUAAAAACCAA
Molecule: messenger RNA, 9731 nt
Organism: Trichosurus vulpecula (common brushtail)
Lineage: Eukaryota; Metazoa; Chordata; Mammalia; Diprotodontia; Phalangeridae
Gene: SSR1
Product: signal sequence receptor subunit 1
Exons: 8
Coding region: 112-969 (285 amino acids)
Cellular component (GO): endoplasmic reticulum membrane; endoplasmic reticulum
Source: RefSeq, a predicted model, not a curated record